CUUAGUGCCUGCCAGUCGUCUGUCGACUGCAUGACCGGAGAAUAGUUCUGUAGCUUUCCGCCAGGACUGAGUAAGGGGAAUAUGUCUCGUAUUCUAGUACGAUUUGCUUCUCUAAUUUCCAGAGAAGCGACAGCUAAGUCUGUGCUGUCACCACGGUGUCAGUUAUCGACGGUUCGUCCAAUUUGCACAAGUUCUGGCCUGAGGUCCCUGACACGUUACGAUGGUUCGGGUGUGUCCACCGACUGGCAGAAGAAGCUGACCCCGGAGCAGUAUGUUGUCACCAGGGAGAAAGGCACAGAGCUGCCCUUCAGUGGGAUUUACCUGAACCAUAAUGAGGUGGGCAUGUACCACUGUGUCUGCUGUGAUACACCCCUCUUCAAUUCUGAAUCCAAAUAUGACUCCGGAACUGGAUGGCCGUCCUUCUACGAGGCCCACGGAACAUGGGAGCAAGACGAGAGCCAUGCCAAUAUCGUACGUCGUCCUGACAACUCACUGGGCGGUACAGGGACAGAGAUCAUCUGUAAACAUUGUGACGCCCACCUUGGUCACGUGUUUGACGAUGGUCCGGACCCCACAGGCCAACGGUUCUGCAUCAACAGUGUGGCGCUCACCUUCAAACCCAGGGCCAAGUAACAACCCUGUGCCACUCGCGUUCCCGUGGAGGAAGAACAAGGCCCCAACAAAGCAGCUGCUGCUUUUCUCAGCGCAUCGCUAGGAUGGUGUCAUUCGGCAUGUUGUGUGAUGUCAUGGCUGGGCUUUGUGUCUGUCUUCAGCCUUGUUAUGUGUGACAGCUGGACUCUUCUAAGGGACCGGUUUAUCAGUUAUGGAAAUUAAAGUGUAGGGUGUUUUUCAGUCAAAAUAUAUGUUUUGUUGGAUUCUGUAUGUGUAUUUUAAGUGUGUCAUAUUUGAGAUCUGAGUGUAUGGCAUGUUGAUUUAAAUGUAAUUUAGUAAUGCUAGUCUUAUUGCAGACACAUCCAGACAAUUAAACUGAAGGACAUCAUGUUUAUCUCCAUCUCACUUAAAAGUUUACUCAAGGAAAGGUUACAAUGGUUAAAUGACAUGGGAACCUAAUGGUUCAAAAUGAUACCACACUGGUUCAAUGAAUUAUUGACCAACUUUUACCUGAAGUAAAUAUGGUAAAGUGCUUUAUAGAAAUGUUAUAUGUGUGUGUACAUAGUGUAUAUAUACCAGAUACUCACCACAGAUUUUAUCGUUCCAUUUUUUACUGUGGACUUCUAUCGGCCAUUACUAUUUACUAUGAACUACACAUAGGGUUCCCGAGAUGGUAGUGUAGCUGAAAGUUAUUUUUUUUUUAUGUGGAGUUGUGGUAGAGAGGCUAAUCCUAUCUACCUAAAUACCUAAUCCUACUCUGGGAGAAUGAUUAUGUGGCAGAACAUUUUUUUAGUGGAUACACAGAUGAUUGGGAAUGAAUUGCAUGCAAUCGCAAACUCAUUUAAUCCAUUCCAAUAAGCAGAAAAUUUGUCAGCUAAUACAUUCUCAUCCUCACAAUGUGUUUUUGUUUUGAUAAGGCUAUAUGUAUGUUGCACUUUUUGAUUAUUGUUAUUUCUUCCUCUAAGAAUCCCUUGAAUGUUAUUUAACAACAUGCAAUGUUAUUUGUAACAAAUAAAUUGUUUUAAAAAAUAAAA
This is a messenger RNA of Megalops cyprinoides (Indo-Pacific tarpon), 1646 nucleotides long. RefSeq names its product methionine sulfoxide reductase B2 (gene msrb2). Gene Ontology annotation, biological process: protein repair; response to oxidative stress. The record is from RefSeq and is a predicted model, not a curated record. Gene Ontology annotation, molecular function: peptide-methionine (R)-S-oxide reductase activity. Lineage: Eukaryota; Metazoa; Chordata; Actinopteri; Elopiformes; Megalopidae. Bases 82 to 633 code for a protein of 183 amino acids. Gene Ontology annotation, cellular component: cytoplasm. The transcript has 5 exons.